Molecule: messenger RNA, 2949 nt
Organism: Chrysochloris asiatica (Cape golden mole)
Lineage: Eukaryota; Metazoa; Chordata; Mammalia; Afrosoricida; Chrysochloridae
Gene: OFD1
Product: oral-facial-digital syndrome 1
Exons: 22
Coding region: 4-2949 (981 amino acids)
Biological process (GO): epithelial cilium movement involved in determination of left/right asymmetry
Cellular component (GO): ciliary basal body; centrosome
Molecular function (GO): protein binding
Source: RefSeq, a predicted model, not a curated record
CCUAUGCCUUCCAAAUCUGUCGUGUUGAGUCAAGAUGAGCUGCGCAAAAGGCUGUACCAGACGUUUAAGGAUCGAGGUAUCCUGGACACGCUCAAGACACAACUUCGAAACCAGCUUAUUCAUGAAUUGAUGCGGCCUGUUUUGAGUGGCGAGCUGAAGCCCCAGUCAAUUCCAGUGGAAGGGAGCGCCCUCUUAAUAGGCGCUUCCAACUCUUUGGUGGCGAAUCACUUACAAAGAUGUGGCUACGAGUAUUCACUUUCUGUUUUCUAUCCAGAAAGCGGUUUAGCUAAAGAAAAGGUGUUUUCUAUGCAGGAUAUGUUACAACUCAUUAAAAUUCACCCUGCGUCCAGUCUCUACAAAUCACUGAUUUCCGGAUUUGAACAAGAAAACCAAAAAGGAUUCCUUUUGCAGUUUUUGAAAGAGAUGGUAGACUACCACCAGCCUAAAGAGAGUUGUGAUGUGGAAACUCAGACAAGCCCAGCAUUUCCCAACAGAGAUUCUCUUGCUGAGAAGCUUCGACUUAUUGAUGACCAGUUUGCAGAUGCUCGUUCUCAGCGUCCUAAGUUAGACUCUUUAGAAAGAAAGCUAAAUGAAUAUAAGCGAGAAAUGGAACAGCAACUUCGGGCAGAAAUGGUUCAGAAGUUGAAGUACUUUAAAGACACAGAACUCGCAAAGGUUAAAAUGGAAGAGAGAAGAAAAUAUGAGAAGGAGUUGGCUGCAUUCCAGAAUGAUUUUGAGAGAGCUUGUCAAGCAAAAUCUGAUGCACUCAUUGCUCGGGAAAAGAGCACCCUUGAGCGGAUUCAGAAGCAUCAGGAGAUUGAAACGAAAGAAAUUUAUGCCCAAAGGCAAGUUCUGCUAAAGGAUAUAGACCUGCUAAGAGGCAGAGAAGCUGAGCUGAAGCAAAGAAUUGAAGCUUUCGAAUUGUCCCAGAAGCUACAAGAAGAGCAAACUAAAAGCGUAGACGAUGCUCUGAGGAGACGGGAGCUGAAUCUACAGACGCUAGAGGAGACUUACGAGCAAAAGCUCAGGACUGAACUGCUCAAGUACCAACUUGAACUGAAGGAUGACUACAUCUCUAGAACAAACAGACUGGUUGAAGAUGAAAGAAAAAAUAAAGAAAAAGCUCUGCAUUUGCAAGAAGAGCUCGCAUUUAUUAAUUCCAAAAAGCAAGAACUCAGUCAGUCUGGAAACCGUGUGAGAGAACUUGAGCUGGAGUUAGAAUCUCUUAAAGCCCAGUCUUUGGCAUUAACUAAACAGAACCACGUGCUGAGCGGAAAACUAAAAGAAAUGAGUGAUUACCUGCAGCUGAAAGAAAAGACCUUGGAGCUGCAGGCACAAAACACAUUGCUUAAACAGCAACUGGAGGAGUGUCGAAAUGAAAACGUGCAUCUCCUUAGCCGCAUAGCUCAGCCAUCUCCUGAGCUUGUGGUGUUUCAGAAAGAAUUAAUGAAAGCCGAGAAUGCUAUAGCACUUGAGCACAAGGAGUUUCAAACUCAAAAACAAAUGCUGGAGAAACGUCUGGAGAGUGAGAUGGCGCAUUCUGCACAGCUGAAGGCCCAGUUAUUAGAUUACGGGAUGUCGGUAAAGAGAUUGACAACACAGGUUGCUGAUUUAAAACUCCAACUGAAGCAAACCCAGACAGCGCUACAGAAUGAAGUGUACCGCAACCCAAAGCCCUCUCUGGUCGAGCACACCAUUGGUGGAUUCUUAGGUGGCAGGAUGGUGCCUCACGAUGGUGAUACAAGUGGGGAUUUCCUGAAGAAUCCUCUGGAACAGGACAAAAGUCUGUCAGUUGCGGUAACACCAAGGGUCACCAGUAAUCCGAAUGGCAGUUCCCCCGACUCGGAUCUCGAGUUUGUAGCCAAUACUAAAGCCAGGGUCAGAGAGCUAGAGCAAGAGGCCGAGCGCUUGGAAAAAGCUUUCCAAAGUUACCACCGGAGAGUCACACAGAAACCGGUCACAGGCCUGCUAACAGCCAAGAGCCCGCUGCCCCUGCAAUGGCUGGGGACUUUAAAGCAUGUCACUUGUAGGUCCCCAGAAAGAGCUGUAUUUGCAGAGGACAGAAUUGUUUCUGAGCCGCCCCAGGAAAAGAGUGAGGAGUCCCAGGUGCUGACUGGCAGUGCAGCGUCCCCAAGACGCCUCUCCUCCACGCCCCUGUCUACGACAAAGCGGAGCCUCCACCAUGAGAUGUACCUGGAAGGUCUGGCCAGACCCCACAUCGCUUCCCCCAGUGCCUGUCGUGACAGAACGCCCCGGACCUCGCCUGCUGAGCUCUUUCUGGGGACCGUAUCCAGCGCGUCCCUUUCCAGUCCUCCGGAACAGAAGGCGCGUCUUUCUCCAAAACAAGCUGAACUUCAAGACAGAAGUGAAUUGUUAAAUCCAGACAAGCUAACGGCUAACAAUAAUGAGGAAGUUGACUCAGCUUUUGAAUGUGAAGACAUGCCAAAGGUGUCUGAAAUGGAUGGACUACUUCCAGCAGGAGAUAAUGCCCUGCCCAGCAGGCGCCUCGCCCAUCACUACCCAGAUUUAGAUUUAGCUCAGAAACCAAUGGGAGAACCCAAGGAAGAACCAAGCAUGUGGGAAGCGUGCACAGGAGAGCCAAGGCAGAACGAAGCAAGAAGGCAGAGUGAAGUUUUAGAAAGGCAGCUGAGAGGACUAGAUCAGCUGGAUCAAGAAAGGAGGAUGAUUGAGGAAUCGUUGAAGAUUGAAAUGCAGGAAGAAUUAGAAACAAGUGUGCAAGACAGUACGGCUCAGUCUGCUGGCAGUGAGAAUCCUUUAGAGAAGUACAUGAAGGUCAUCCAGGAGGGCCAAGAGCAGCGCUCCUCAGACAGGAGCUCCAAGAGGAUCAUCAUCAGAGAAGGCUCCCAGUUGGACACACUGCCAUCUAGUGACCAAGAGGACAGUCUCCCAGGCCUCAUGUUUAAUGAAGAAGUAGAUGACUUUUGGUGA